Messenger RNA from Diuraphis noxia (Russian wheat aphid), 1059 nucleotides. RefSeq names its product zinc finger MYM-type protein 1-like. The record is from RefSeq and is a predicted model, not a curated record. NCBI's taxonomy places the organism in Eukaryota, Metazoa, Arthropoda, Insecta, Hemiptera, Aphididae.
AUGGCUCUUCCGAGUGAAUAUGCAAAAAGAAAAUUAAAACUACAAAGAGAAGAGCAAGAAAAAAAGUUGGCUGGAUCGUUAAAUCGAUUUAUGGUACCAAAGGUGAUCUCAGAUACUACAACAGCAUCACCUAUAUAUAAUAAUGGUAAUACUGGUAUUACAAAAAAUGAAGAUAUUGAAUUGAAAACAAUUAAUACAAUUGAUUCCAUUGAAAAAGAAGAUGAAAUUGAUGAAAAUGAAACUAUGAAAUCUAGCAGACACUUUUCCAAAGACUAUUAUUAUAUGAUUAAUAAAGCCGGUGUUAAAGUACCUAGAAUGUGGCUGUGUUAUUCAUUAGUUUUAAAAAAAGUAUAUUGUGAGUCUUGUUGGUUGUUUGCGGAUCGAAAAAAUCAUAAACUUCAAUUAAAUUGGAUAAAUGGUAUAAAUGACUGGCAACAUUUAACCCAAAAAAUUAUCAAACAUGAAAACUGUACACAGCAUGUAGAAGCCACACAAUUGCGAAUCAUUUGGUUGAAAAAUGAAACUAUAGAUAAAAACUUGGAAAAGCAUAUAUCYGAAGAAGCAAAAUUCUGGAGAGAAGUUUUAAAACGRUUAAUAAAAAUAAUAUUAUGCCUUAACACAGGAAAUACUGCAUUGAGGGGAAAUGAAGGAAAAGCUAACAGUAAUUCUGAAGGCAAUUUUUUACGCACAUUGGAAGAUACAAAAGGAACUAUUGAAUUAUUGGCUGCUGAGUUAAGAAAAAAUAUAUGUGAAGAAAUAAAAAAGGCACAGUGUUUCUCAAUCAUAGUGGAUUCAACACAAGACAUAGCCAAAAUUGACCAGAUUUCUGUGAUACUGAGCCAAAGUGCUCCUAGAUGGGCAUCAUUAGCAUUUGGAGAUGAUAUAGCAAAUCAAAUACAAAAAAAAGUUGUAAAAAAMAUUUGUAAUACAAGAUGGGAAGCUAGACAUUCAUCUGUAUAUGCAUUAAAAGAAAAUUGUAUUAAUGUGUUGAAAUCKUUGACAAAUAUUUCACUAACUAGCAAAAAAAGUGAUGAAUUAAAUAGAGCAAAAUCUCUUUAA